UGGUCAGGUAUGUUGUCUUUUUAGUUAUAUUUCUUCCUCAAAACUUAUGGUUUUUUUCCUUUCUGUUCUCAAAUUCAUUUUUUUGGUUUAGACUGAGUUCUUGAAUGUGGCUUAUCUGGUCGAGCUGAAAGCACCACCAAGAAGAAUAGAUCCAUUGAAGCUCAUCGCGCUCAAGGUACCAAAAGGACCACUUAUCGGGAAGCUGAAGAAUGGUGAGGUUGUUCAGUUGCCUGACGGCCGCAAGAUUCUUCCCGAUGAUGUGUUUUCUGAAGAAAGCCCCAAGGAAGAGCGACCGCGCGCUUUGUUCUUUGAAUGUUCUGGAGAAGCCCAUGUCAAAGCUAUUAGCGAGAAUUCUGUCAUCCAGCAAUUCAUCAAUGGGACUAAGUCUAUCGAUCAUGUUGUUCACCUUAGCGAAGAAAACAUCAUCCAAUUACCAUCCUACGCAGAAUUUGUUGCCUCGCUUGGGUCAAACUGUCGACAUAUCGUGGUCAACUCUUCUUGUCCAGUAAUCCCUAGCGUUGAAAGCAUUUACCGGAACCAUCGCUUGCUGAAUCAUAUAAGCCCAGAUUUGUUCCCACCAUUGCAUCCAUUAGCUUGGAGUGGAUUGGUUACUCAAUCUAAUGAACUGGCCGUUAAUUAUGGAGUAUACACCAAAGUAGCUCCGCUACAGCGGUUUUGGAUGAGAAUGGGAGGAGUUGGUGAAGAUCCUAUCAUUGCGGACUUGCGUGAGACUGAUUUGCAACUGACGGAUAAGGCUAAGGAGAUGAUAAUAGAUCUCUGGCAAGUUUUGAGUUUGAUAGAGGAUUUUGGAUUAGGGACUGUCUGCUCAUUUUUAUAUCUCUGUACCUGGUUUCACAUCCAGCAGCUGAUUCUUUCUUUGUACUGA
Cylicostephanus goldi is the source of this 886-nucleotide messenger RNA. Lineage: Eukaryota; Metazoa; Nematoda; Chromadorea; Rhabditida; Strongylidae. The record is from the annotation of a GenBank genome assembly.